UUCGUUCAAUUACUUGUGGGUCAAUGAAUUACCAUUAGGAGGGGUGAACAUGUUGUCGUGUUAAAUCGUAAAACGUGAACAACAUAGUUUGGAACUGCGUUAUAGGGUAUUUUAAUUUCUUUGAUAGUUUAGGAAACUGUAAUCGCAUUGCAUUAGGUUUGAGCUUAUUGACGCAUUUUGAGAAAUCUAAACUUUGUAUGUUAUAAAAAACACCCCCCCUUUAUAUGGACCCGUCCCAUAUGACGUCAUUUCCCAAAAUGGAGGGGAUAGAGUCAGCGGAACUAGAAGUACAGCAUACAAACUAUUUACGCAAACGUAUUGGUGACGUCCUGAGUCUUGACAAAUCCAGUAAACACUUAAAGUCAGAGCUAGAAAGCUUUUGCGAUGAGAAAAGAGAACGAAUACCCUUUCGUUUGGUCAAGAUUGUGUAUGAACACUUGAAUGAAGGAGGAGAAAAAAUUUACCUUCACGAGCUUUUGCAAGGUAGUGAAGUGAUCCUUCCAACAGUCAAGUUGCCACCAAGGAAUCCAGAACUUGAGGCACGGGUACUGAAGCUGAAAGCUGAACAGGCGAACCGAGACUACAGACAAAUGACCCGGAAUAUUGACAGACAGCAGUUUCAGGGUGGUCAGCUGGAUCUGAAUGUUGGACAGGAAGUGAAAGCGUUAAAUCGCCACCUGGUGGCUGUCUUCAACUUCCUGGUGACUGUGGGAGGAGCGUUUGCCUUCGGCUACAAGGCCUCGGAGUAUGCCUUCGGACCCAACUUCUUUCCCAUGCAAAUGAUGAUUGGGCUGAUAUUCGGGACAGUAGUGUUUUUCGCAGACCUGUACUUCCUGGUGAAGUAUUCUGCAGAGUGAGGGACAGGUUGUGAUGGCGCUUCUUGUAUAGAUAUAUAUAUAUAUGUCCCUGCUCAGUGAGUGUUUACUUCAGACAAUAUGAACAAAUGUUAUUAGUUAUGAUUUUGCUGCGAAAAAUACCGAAAUGUAUGUAUGGUCUGGAUUCAGAUUCGGAUUAAUAUUCUAUUUAUAUUCUAUUUAUGAAUUUCCUCUUAUGCUUUAAUGACUGAAGCACAGUCAGUUACAACAACAACAGCCACAGGGAUUUGUCUAGACCUGCUCAGAUGCAAGUCUGAUGCAAAUGUCAGUACAGAUUCCCGAAUUGAAAUUUAAAAAUACAAGUUCAUGUUGAUAUAUACUUGUCAACUUUAUGUAGAGAUAUUCUGAGUGUGUUGGUGGAGAGUGAAUGUGUCUGCUAUUUUGGAGAUGUUGUCAACUAGUUUUUGAUAUUGCCAUGCUUCUCAGGCACUUUGUGGUUUCACUUCAAGUUAAAAUAAACAGUGCGAACUAGUGCCCCUUUCAAUAGUUGUACAGUAUAAUCAUAACUAAGGUGAUGGCUUAGUCAGGGUGACAUGUAUUUCACAUUUAACAAGACCAAUAGCGAGGUAGAUGCCUUUCCACUUACAUAGACAUCAUUGCAAUGUUAAAAUACUAUGUUAAAACUCCUCUGAAAUUAAGGAAAUCCAAAUUUUGAACAAAAUAACAUUUUUUCCCACUUUGUCCACAAAACUGGGGGUGCAGGGGACAAGGUCUGGGGUUCGAUCCCCGGUCGCGUCAUACCAAAAGACGUUAAAAGAUGCCUGGCGCUCUGUAUUAAGGGGCUAAAACAGGGACUGGUCGGCUCUGACUCAAUAUACUG
Molecule: messenger RNA, 1695 nt
Organism: Haliotis rufescens (red abalone)
Lineage: Eukaryota; Metazoa; Mollusca; Gastropoda; Lepetellida; Haliotidae
Product: transmembrane protein 199-like
Exons: 6
Coding region: 225-857 (210 amino acids)
Biological process (GO): vacuolar proton-transporting V-type ATPase complex assembly
Cellular component (GO): endomembrane system
Source: RefSeq, a predicted model, not a curated record